This is a messenger RNA of Schizosaccharomyces octosporus yFS286, 846 nucleotides long. RefSeq names its product TIM23 translocase complex subunit Tim15. Lineage: Eukaryota; Fungi; Ascomycota; Schizosaccharomycetes; Schizosaccharomycetales; Schizosaccharomycetaceae. Gene Ontology annotation, biological process: protein stabilization; protein folding; protein import into mitochondrial matrix. Gene Ontology annotation, cellular component: mitochondrion. Gene Ontology annotation, molecular function: protein-folding chaperone binding; zinc ion binding. The record is from RefSeq and is a predicted model, not a curated record. The transcript is spliced from 2 exons. Bases 55 to 597 code for a protein of 180 amino acids.
CUGGUGCGUACAAUCCUUUACAUACAGCUAGCAAAAUCUGAACACCGUCGAAGAAUGAUGAGAAAUUUGAGGAUUUUCCAAAGGGUUUCUAGUAAAUUUUCAGUAAUUUGUUUACCAAACCGGUUAUUAUUCUUCCAUGCCAACAAAUUAUCCCCUUUACAAAGACAGGCGGACUCUUUGACCAAAUGCUAUUUCCACUGCAGUACUAAUUUACGCAACGAUUCCAGAGUACCAAUUUCUAAGUCUACGGAAAAUGUAGAGCAACCAAAGCCUGCAUAUCAUAUCACUUUUACGUGCACUGUUUGUAAUCAUCGUUCUGGUCAUAAAAUGUCGAAGCAGGCAUAUCACAAUGGCACAGUUUUUGUUCAAUGCCCCCAUUGCAAAAAUCGACAUCUCAUGGCAGACCAUCUCAAAAUUUUCAGUGAUAAACGAAUCACGAUUGAGGAUAUCCUUUCAAAUAAAGGCGAGAUUUUGAGAAAAGGAUUUGGCCAAAUAGUUGACGGAAACGUUGUUGAAAUUGAACCUGAUAAUUUGAGAAUCAAAGCAGAUUUCAAGGCCCCUUCUUCUGAUAAAUCUGCUUCUACUAAAAACAACUAAUUAGCUCUGAACUGAUAUCUAGUGUCUUUUUUGGAGUACUUGUGAAUUGACGAAACAUGUACUUUCGAAUCUGCUUUUUGGAACAUAUUAUUCACUACAAGGUUAUUCAAGUACAAAAAGAUAAUUAGGGAAUGAAUAAUAUAAUUGUUAUUUGAAAUUAUUUAGAAUACUGGAGCUCCAUUUUUAAUUGCUUUUUAUUUUUUUAAUUUUUUUAGUAUAAACGACUCUUACUAUUAAAUGUUUACAUGC